AUAGCGCCACCAGCUGUUAGGUAUAGAGAAUCUGAAGUUGUUUGAUUGACAUGUGUGUGCAGUACAUUAUGACUGUAAAGCUUCGUUAUGAAGGUACAAAUCUUUCUGUAACAGUCUCUUAAAAUAAUUUAAAUUUCUUUGAUGAAAUGAUAAAAAUCAAUGAUGAAAAAAUCCACAACCUUUUUUCAUGAUUAAGACAAGACUAAACUGACUUUAUCAACAUGCAAUGCAAUCUUGUUAACGGAAAAAGAAAACAGGUUGAACAUCUAAAACCACAAAAUUAGUCUUUUUCCGGAGGAGAUCUGUAGGUGUGAAAGUUUUUUGCAGAGAGUAAAUAUAGCCUCUAUAUUUCCUCUUUACUUAAAUAAGCAGCUCUUUGUAACACUCUCACGGUCCUGUUUCCAGUUCUGUAACCACAAUGGUAUUAGGUGGAGGGAUAAUUUACAUCUCUCUUGAAGUGCUCAUCGCUGUGGGAUGCUGUCUGGGCAAUGUGCUGGUGAUCUGGGCCGUGUGGAGGAGCGGAGCCCUGAACCAAACCCCUUUCUGCUUGAUCGUGUCUCUGGCGAUGGCAGAUUUCCUGGUCGGGGCCAUGGCCAUUCCUCUGGCUGUGAUUGUGGACGUCCACGUGAAGAUCCCUUUCCAUGCCUGUCUGUUCUUCAGCUGUGUCCUGAUCGUCCCGCAACAGGCAUCAGUGCUCACCCUUCUGGCCAUUGCUGUGGAUCGUUGCCUGCGGGUUUGUAUCCCAUUCGGGUACAAUUCUACAGUCACUAAAAAGCGCACCUGGAUCCUCGCCGCUGUGUGCUGGAUACUGGCGUCCGUACAGGGCUUCUUACCGAUGUUGGGAUGGUACAACCAUGACACACUGGCACAUUACAAUUCCACCUCCAUAGACUGUCAAUUCACUGCUGUCAUUCCUGAUUCAUACCUGGUCCACUUCAUCUAUGAGUGUUGUUUUCUUCCUCUGCUGGCAAUCAUGAUUACUUUGUAUGGCUAUAUCUUUCUUAAAAUGAAACAGUCGAGGGGGAGAGCAGGUGUGGCGGCUGAAACUGGUGAAUAUAACCAAAAGGAACACAAACUGGCCAGAUCUCUGGUUUUGGUUUUGGCUCUUUUUGUUGUUUGCUGGCUGCCGUUACACGUGAUACAAGCCAUCAGAUACUAUAACCAGAAUAUACAUGUACCGUCCAUUGCUUUAUACUUUGGCAUUCUCCUUUCUCAUGGCAACUCGAUGGUUAACCCUGUAGUGUAUGCCUUCAAAAUCCCUAAGAUCAAGAAGGAGUACUGGAAGAUUUGGAGGAGGGUGAUUGGUCGAGAGCAGCAGGCAGAUAUAAACGCUCCUGCUAAUAAUACCUCAGACAGCCAUGAUGGACGAGUUCAUGGGAAAAUCAGUCCAGAGAUGGGAGUCAAUAGCAUUCAUUUAACUUUAUUCCAUGUACCAUGAAACGUACCAAAAGAAGGGGGGAUUUAUAUGAUU
Rhinichthys klamathensis goyatoka is the source of this 1471-nucleotide messenger RNA. RefSeq names its product adenosine receptor A3-like. The transcript has 2 exons. Bases 419 to 1438 code for a protein of 339 amino acids. Gene Ontology annotation, molecular function: G protein-coupled adenosine receptor activity. Gene Ontology annotation, biological process: G protein-coupled adenosine receptor signaling pathway. Lineage: Eukaryota; Metazoa; Chordata; Actinopteri; Cypriniformes; Leuciscidae. The record is from RefSeq and is a predicted model, not a curated record. Gene Ontology annotation, cellular component: dendrite; membrane; synapse.